Messenger RNA from Protomyces lactucae-debilis, 5934 nucleotides. RefSeq lists its product as uncharacterized. Gene Ontology annotation, molecular function: protein binding. The record is from RefSeq and is a predicted model, not a curated record. Lineage: Eukaryota; Fungi; Ascomycota; Taphrinomycetes; Taphrinales; Protomycetaceae. The coding region runs from base 150 to 5861 and encodes 1903 amino acids. Gene Ontology annotation, biological process: cyclic nucleotide biosynthetic process; intracellular signal transduction. The transcript has 2 exons.
CGACACAACCACAAACACCCGACACCGACACACGAAGGCAAGACAGGAGCCAGGGCUUCAUCUGCAGUGAUUCGCGUCGUAGAAGUAUCAGCAAGUAUCGAGCUUGAUAUUCUCUGCUUCUCUCUGGAAUUUGGUGAUUGCGUAAUGCAAUGCAGAGCACUCAACCUCUCGAAGGCGAUGCACUCCGCAUAGAGAAGCUCCAAAAGGUCCUCUCACAGGUACAGGCAAAUCCCAGUGCAACCUACUUCAACUCCAGUUUCGCUUCUGCUCGUGGAGGCUUGCAAAACAAGUCCUUGUUCAAUGGUGAAUCGCGUCCAUCUACGGCGGAUUCCUCGGGACGCGCAUCGGCGCAUGGCUUAAGUGGAUCGCGGUCACCUCCCAGUCCCUCUACAAUUGGCUCGGAUGCAAAGCGAAACCUUUCUCUAGCCAUCAGUCCGCAUUCAGAGGAUCCAAAUCCCUUCAUUGCUGGACCCAGCAAACAGGCUGCGCCGAUACCUCCGCCGCUACGCAGUCCCCAGUCUGUUGCGGUCCAAGGACAACAAGAGCGUCGCGACUCGGUCUUUCGCCUCUUUCGACCAAGUUCGCGCGACGAUGUGCAACAGCAGCAACCGCCAAGUCCUCUCCCUGUUGCUGCACCCGAGGUUGUCAGUCCGUUCCUCUAUCAAGGCAAACAGAUUGGCUACAACUCUGCGUUGGACUCGCCAAGUCUAGAGCUACCAAAUCCCUUCAGCUUGAGAGCGCCCUUUCUGCAGCCUCUCAACCCGAUACCAGGCUCCCCGCCAAUGAGUGACAGGGUUGGCAUGAGCAAUAUCGCGCCAUCAUCUGCACCAGUUUCUAUCAAGGAAAGACGGAAAGAGUCCAAAGGCUUCUUCAACAAUCUCUUAAACAAGCGCAAGAAGCAGUCAUCUGCAAAGGAGGAACGUCAAACGCGGCAGGAGUCCGUAUCGCAAGCUUCUAUUGCAGAGCCACAAUUCUCGUCACCUUUUGCGGGUGAGUCUGCCACGCCGCGUUCGAAACGAUCCUCACUCAGACUUCCACCCAUGCGCAGACAAACUAUCGACAGAUUGUCCUCAUCGGGGCGUAACUCUGGUGUUUCUCCAAAUACCUCAUCGCGCACUUCUCGAGCAAAUGCCAUCACGCCAGGCGAUCCAAAUGAACUCGUUCUCGACACGGAUCUCUCACAGCUCAGCGGCAUCGUUGACGUCGAAAAAGCUCCUCCCUCGAAGCGGCCAUCAAAAGACUUCACCAUUUCCAAAGAAGUGGCGCCCUUCAGCGAGCCGCCAGAAGACGAAGAGGCGAAUUGGGCGCCGCCUGAGUCAUGGGCUGUGCGGAGACCCGAAGAUAUCGCAAGGGAUGAUGGCUUGUUGGAUGAGUAUGACCCGCUAGACGACUCACAUCCGACCGCUGCAAGUAACGAAGAAGUCGGCAAGCAGCCCUCCCAAUCCGACAAGCGCGGCGUACCGCAUCAUCAGAUGCGAUUGUACCGCGGCGACUGGACAUUUGCCACUGUGUCUUGUCCGCUGAAUACCACUACUGAAGCACUCAUGUCCAUCAUUGGCCGCAAGUUCUUCCUCACUUCUGUUGCGAACCACCAAAUUCUGCUGCAGCGUAAUGGCCUGUCGCGCAUCUUGCAAGCCUGGGAAAAGCCGUUCUUGCUGCAAAAGCAGUUGCUUGAGCAAGCUGGAUACACACCCAAUGAUCGCGUCGAGGAAAUUGGCAGAGAAGACAAUUCGUAUCUUUGUCGCUUCAUCUUCAAGACCAUUUCAGCGCCUUCAUUCUCAGUGGAUGCCGACACGGAUGCAGGCAAUACCGAACACUUUGACCUGUCUGGGAGAAACGUUCAAACAAUUCCAAUUGUAUUGUACAAGUACGCUAGCCGAAUUCGGUCACUCGACCUCUCGCGUAAUCUGUCUCUCGACAUUCCCAUCGACUUUAUACAGAGUUGUCCAAAUCUGCAGUCGAUUGUCUGGACGCAUAAUGAAUCUCCAAAAUUACAAGGCAACGUGAUGGCAGCUAGCUCACUUGUCUUGCUGGACGUCUCCUUCAACAAGAUGACGGAGCUGGACUCCCGCAUUCAUCAGCUCACGAAUUUGUUGAGCUUUAUCGCGCGAAGCAACAGGCUCAUGAGUCUACCAUCGACACUGGGACGACUCAUCAAUAUUCGACGCGUCAACUUGUCCUUUAAUCACUUUACAGAAUUUCCCAUUGAGCUGUGCGACUUGUAUCAUCUCGAGGACCUCGACAUUUCCUUCAAUCGUCUGGAAAGGCUACCAAAGGAGAUUGGACACUUGUCGAGGCUGCAACGCCUGCUUGUCAACAACAAUUAUUUGUCAGGCAGCCUACCGGGCAGCUUUGCACAGCUUGUAUCGUUGCGCGAGGUGGACUUGCGUUUCAAUCAGCUCACAACACUCGAGAUUCUGGCAUCGUGUCCGCUACUGGAAAGCAUCAGCGCUGGUCACAACGCCAUCACCGUGGUGGACAGCAAGUUCCCUGCCGCGAGACUCUUCCAUCUCAACAAAUGCCCCGUGACGAAGUUCAGCAUGUCCACGAAUGCAAUGACGCUCACUUCAUUGGACCUGUCGAACGCGAAGCUGCCCAUGAUUCCAGAUGCCAUGUUUGACAACUUUACAAAUCUCAUCAAGCUGGUGCUGGACAACAAUCACUUCACCUACUUUCCACCGCAGCUUGGAAAUUUGACUCGAUUGCAGCAUCUCAGUUGCACAGGCAAUCAGUUAACGGAGUUGCCCAGUGAGAUUGGCAAGUUGUGUGACCUGCGCGUGCUAGACUUGCACAGCAAUAACCUCAAGAGUCUGCCCGGCGAGGUCUGGCUGCUUGGCGGUCUCAUUUCUCUCAAUGCAUCAUCAAAUUUACUUAAAGCAUUCCCGGACCCGCCAGCAAAUGUCAAGCCGGCUUCCGAGGUACCGACUAAUGGCUCGACUUUGCUGACUGUUGUGGAAGAAGCUGAAGACUCACCGAGGAAGAACAGUCAGGCUUCGUUGACUACGCGUGGUCUGAAUGCUAUGGCGCAGUCCCUCAAAUAUCUGUUUCUCGGUGACAAUCGCCUGGAUGACGAUUGCUUCUCUGCAAUCACGUUGCUGCAAGGACUUCGUGUGCUCAAUUUGUCCUUCAAUGAUAUCUACGAAGUACCAACGAGUGGUCUCAGGCGUUUGCACCACCUUGUCGAGUUGUACCUGUCUGGCAAUGAAUUGACGAGUCUUCCAUCCGAUGAUCUUGAGGUCAUGCAAACACUUCGCGUUCUACAUGUCAAUGCCAACAAGUUGCAGUCGCUGCCAGCAGAAAUUGGAAAAAUUCGAAGACUCAUGGUCCUUGACGUUGGGUCCAACAAUCUCAAGUACAAUACUGCCAAUUGGCCAUAUGACUGGAACUGGAACUGGAAUUUGGAUCUUAAGUACCUCAAUCUGUCUGGCAAUAAGCGCCUCGAAAUCAAGCCGAGCAACAAUACCACCAUUCGGGACCGCAAUCUCAGUGACUUUGGUGCGCUCAAUAAAUUGCGCGUGCUCGGCCUGAUGGACCUGACCUUGACGAUUGACUCCGUGCCUGAAGAGUCGGAAGAUCGGCGCGUGAGAUUGUCUGGUUCUGAUAUCAGCAAUAUGUCGUACGGUCAAGCAGACACGCUUGGUCGCAAUGAGCAUCUUUCCAUCAUUGACAUGGUCAUUCCUCGAUUCCAAGGUCAAGAAUCUGAAAUUAUCUUUGGUAUGUUUGACGGUUCGCCUAUUGCACACGGCGGUAGCAAAAUUGCAAAGCACCUCCAAGACUUUUUCACGGAGCAUCUUGCCUUAGAGCUGAAAAAGUUGCGCAAGGAUGAGCAAGUACCUGAUGCGCUGCGUCGAGCCUUUUUGAGCUUCAAUAAGGAACUCGGUACUGCAGUCACACCGCUGCCAGUCAAAACGGGAAGCUUGAGUCAAGAGACGCCGCUGAUGCAUCCUCUGCCGUCUCCAUCCUUCCAACGUCCGUCCAUGGUGUCACUAUCAAGUGCAAUGCAAGUGACCAGCUACAUCAGCUCUGCGCUUUCUUCCCAGGACCGCACAGCUGGUGCAUCAGUGUGCCUCGUUUACAUGAUUGGCAAAAAGGCCUAUGUCGCGAACGUCGGCGACACCCUUGCCGUCCUGUCACGAUCAGAUGGCGAGGCGAGCUUACUCAGUGUCAAGCACAAUGCAGGAGAUGCCUCUGAGGUUGAGCGUAUUCGAGAAGCGGGCGGUUAUGUGUCUCGAGAUGGUCUCGUCAAUGACCAAUCAGACGUGACGCGAUCCAUGGGAUACUUCCACUUGACGCCCUUUGUCCAAGCAGCGCCGCAUGUCGCUGAAGUUGAGUUGACGGAGCAGGAUGAAUUCAUCAUCAUUGCAAGUAAAUACCUCUGGGACGUCAUGACACUCCAAACUGCAGUCGACAUUGCUCGCUCGGAGCGGGAAGAUCUCAUGCUUGCAGCUCAAAAGCUGCGUGACUUUGCCAUUUCCUAUGGCGUGCAAGAGAAGCUCUCCAUCAUGAUUAUCGGCGUGGGUGAUUUAUUCCAUCGCAAGGCCAAGAUGGCCAAGCAGCUACGCAAUGCAUCGGCGGCGCGUGCUGCAACGGGCGGUUUCCUUGUUGCAGAUGAAGAUUUGAUUCUUGGGCAUACAACCAAAUCGCGUCGUCGUGCAGCGGCUGAUCAACCUGCCGAUUCAACACUCGCUCGCCUGACGCGUGAAGUGGCACCGCCUGUGGGCGAGCUUGCCAUGAUUUUCACCGACAUCAAGAAUUCCACCUUGCUAUGGGAGUCUCAUCCUGUGGCGAUGCGAUCAGCCAUCAAGAUUCACAACAGCAUCAUGAGACGACAGCUGCGAUCUAUUGGCGGCUAUGAGGUCAAGACUGAAGGAGACGCCUUUAUGGUGUGUUUCUCAACCGUGACGUCUGCCCUUUUGUGGUGCUUUACCGUUCAAACACAACUCUUGACGGCAGACUGGCCACAAGAGAUUCUCGACUCUCGCGAUGGUGCGGAGAUCUUUGAUGAAGAAUCCGGACACUUACUCUUCCGUGGUCUCAGUGUACGCAUGGGCAUUCACUGGGGUGCACCUGUAUGCGAAGUGGAUCCCAUCACGCGUCGUAUGGAUUACUUUGGUCCUAUCGUCAACCGCGCCGCACGGAUCAGCAGCAUUGCAGAUGGUGGUCAAAUCACAGUCUCAUCGGAUGUUGUGCGAGACUUGGAGCUAUUGGAACAAGCACACCGACAACGCAUGGAUCAUGGCACCGCGGGUCUUGAGGAGGAGGAAGAGGUGUUUGGCGACGAGCUAACAAUGCUGACGGUCAAGAAGGAUAUGCAAAUGCUCAAGCGCAUUGGCUUUGAAGUGGUGCCGCUUGGCGAACGCAAACUCAAAGGUCUUGAAAAUGCAGAGUUUGUGUCGCUUGCGUAUCCGAGCAGCUUGAAGGGUCGGCUGCAUCAUGUUGAGAAACUUGAGGUCAAACAAGAUCCAUCGCAGCGCGUGCUCAAUCAUGAAAACAUCAUUGAUGUAUACACGGUGGUCUUUAGACUGGAGAGUCUGUGCUCCAUAAUUCGUGGCAACAAGCCGAGACAUGAAAAUCGCGUCAAUGUUUUGCGUGGCAAGAUUGUCAAGGCCUAUUCAGCGGAAGACGAUGAUGUGCGGUUGGCCGCUGUUCUUGAGAAUCUGCUCACGCGUGUGGAGAAUGCGCUGGCAGCCUUGACAUUGCACUAUUCCAAGUCAGUGUCUGCUUCGUUGGAGGAGGUUGCCAUGCUGCCCUUUGAUGAAGUCAUGCUCGCUUUGCAAGAGUACAAAGUACGGACGUACGAUCUACCAACAGGCUUGGGUCCAGCGACUGUCAAGGAAGAGGAUGAAGAAGACGCACAGUAAACAAAGUUCCAUCAAUUGUACAGAAAGUGUAAUGUAUAAAGCCAAAGCCUCAGUAGAUUAUAAAGUCAUUUCC